GGAGGACUACGGCCCCCAAGAUGCACCGCGGGCCGGAACCGAUCUCGGGACUACAACGCCCGGCAUGCAGCAAGGCAGGCGCAUGCGCUAGGCCGGGCUCAGGAGGUCGACUGCCCGUGGGGCCGGAGCCGGCAUGAACCUGGAGCGGGUCCCUAACGAGGAGAAGCUCAACCUGUGCCGGAAAUACUACCUGGGCGGCUUUGCUCUUCUGCCCUUUCUCUGGCUGGUCAACGUGCUGUGGUUCUGUCGCGAGGCCUUCCUGGCACCCGCCUACACCGAGCAGCCGCAGAUCAAGAGUUAUGUCCAGCGCUCAGCUGUGGGGCUGCUGUUCUGGGUGAUCGUGCUGACCACAUGGGUCACCAUCUUCCAGACACACCGGGCCCGGUGGGGCGAGCUGGGCGACUACCUGUCCUUCACCAUCCCACUGGGCAUCCCCUGAUGGCACCCGGCGUGCUCAGAGGGCAUCCAGGGGGCGCCCUCCAGCUGGGACCAGCGGGGGUCAAGUCGCUGCCCCUCCUGCUAGAGCUGCCGUUCCUGGCUGGGGGUGCUGGUCCUCCGUGUACCCAGUUCUGCCCCGUGAUCCCACCUGGGCUGUGCCCCCCACUCCAGGAGAAUCAAUAAAGCUGAGGCCCGUUUCACCCUG
Messenger RNA from Caretta caretta (loggerhead turtle), 643 nucleotides. RefSeq names its product presenilin enhancer, gamma-secretase subunit (gene PSENEN). Gene Ontology annotation, biological process: Notch receptor processing. NCBI's taxonomy places the organism in Eukaryota, Metazoa, Chordata, Testudines, Cheloniidae. The record is from RefSeq and is a predicted model, not a curated record. Gene Ontology annotation, cellular component: gamma-secretase complex.